UUAAAAGAAGCACUCAAUAUUUUAGCGAUUUCCUUUGGUUUAGUCGAGGAAAAUAAAAUUUCUCAACAACAAACAACUGAUGUCGGACUUAAUUUCAAGCGGCAAGUGAUAUCAGCCUCCACCGGUUCAAUGUUUACAGUUGGUUGGCAAGGAAGUUUCACGAAUGACUGAACAAAGCAGAGGAUGGCAGGAGUUUGUCUAAAGGAAUUUUAUCUCAACUUUAUUCGUUCGGUUUAAGUAUUGAAAUGAAUUCCGAACUGGAGGAAGGACAUAAUGAAAAAGAUGAUACUUUUCUCUGGGAGUUCAAUGAGGCUGUAGCGGCCAGCAUUCCUAACCCUCAAUAUAGUGUCCUGACAGAACAGGCUCAGGGCUUAAUUUCGUUGAAGAACCAAUGUGCUUUGUUUUGUGGUGGCCGCAAUUGUAAAUAUGAUCGCAGUGACUGCUGGGAAGGCCAAAUGGCUAUUACCGGACUCUUUUCUCAUUGGGUAUCUAAAGAUAUACUGGCAAUGGCCAGACCUAAUACAGAAGUUAUGAUAAAACAUAGAAUUGUUGAUCAGUUUGUGAGGUAUAAAAUAAUGUCUGUAAUAAAUCUUCAAGAGACUGGAGAGCAUGCUAGUUGUGGACCAGGUCUAGAACCAAGUGGAUUUUCAUAUGACCCCCAAGAUUUUAUGUCAUCAAACAUUUAUUUCUACAAUUUUGCCUGUCAAGAUUAUGGCACUUUGUCAAAAAGUAGGCUGUUGGAUAUGGUUCGAGUGAUGCAGUUUGCUCUUACGCAAGGGAAAGUGGCCAUCCAUUGUCAUGCUGGUUUAGGCAGAACUGGGCUGCUUAUCUGCUGUUAUCUUGUGUUUACAUACAGAAUAUCAGCAAACAAAGCCAUCACUUAUUUGCGGGAAAAAAGACCUAAAUCGAUCCAAACACGAAAGCAGAUGCUUUGUGUGAGAGAAUUCGUAGAAUUUCUGAAAAAACUUUGGAUCGUAUUUCCUUAUUCACCAGAUAUUUCGUGCGAAUUCACUUUACAGCAAUACAUGAACCGACAGCGGAAAUUACUGCAUGGAUACAAACUGAGAAUUUUGAAACAUAUCCCACAGAUUAUUUAUUAUGUAUGUGAGCGCCUUUUAGAACUUGCACAGUGUGGCAGCACUUCGGCAUUGUCUAUAAUGAAUAAAACUAUCACCAUUCCUGAUAGUUUUUCCGCCCAAGCUUCUGAAGAGGAAAUAGGAGACAUUCCAUAUAGAGGUUCAACUUCAAGUGUUGAUAAAAUACAUUCACAAGAUGAUGUAUUAAAAAAUGACAGAUCUCAUGUCUUAUAUUCCAAUACAUCACAACUUUCUGCUUGCACUAACUGUGACAAUGAGGCCAUGGAUGCAAUGGAAUAUCAUGCUAUCAACCAGUCAGACGGGAGUGCUAAUUCCAAGAUGCAUUGCAGUGAUAGUAAUUUGAUGAAAGACUCCGGUGCCAUAGCAGGUGGAAAUUUCCCUGUGACUGGUUUUUUUUUAACUGCUGAAACUUCUACAAGCAUUACCAGUAAUACAAAGAAUAAUCUGCCAAAAGGUAGCCAUCUCCAUACAUUCCCUCAAGGUGACAAGAAUCUCAAACAUAGAAUUGCAAAUGCUUUGUGUUGCACAACCUUCUCAAAGGAAGUCAUCUUGCAAAAAGAUGCUCUAAAGCAAGAACUAAACAACAGCAAUAAUGGAUGGAAAUUGAUCCUCACAGAAUCAAACCCAGAAGUACUGGUUGCACUUAUGUGGGAAUGGUUAAACAGGCUACAGGAACCAAUUCUUCGUUAUAGAGAUUCGAAAACCUUACUGACAUAUAGUGAUGAUCCAUUUCUUGGUCUCAGCACUCUUGAAAAGAGUCCCCAUGCCACAAUAGACUACCUUAAUAAAGUGGUUGUUCGACUCCUACCUUUACCUGAGCCAGUGUUAGACCAUCUUCUGGAAGUCUUACUUUCUCAUCUCACGCAUCACUACAUUUGUCUUGAACCAUGCAGUGUAUCAUGGAAAAGUACACACUGGUUAGAACUGUGUCACUCAACACCUCUCGAUUUAAUCAAUUUUUUUAAAUGUCUUCUACAAAUGAAUCAAAGAUCAAUGUCACAAAAUACUCUUUCAACCAACCAUUAAUGUUUUAUUUUUUAAUAUAUCUUCAUUAAGCAGAAACUACUGAAAUAGAUAACUAUUUGCAUAAUAUAAGCAUAUAAUACAAUCACUAUACCUUUAUUCAUCCAUCCAGCCAUCCAUCCAUCCAUAAGAUAUUUACAUAUGCAAGGAGGAAUUUUAAAAAAAAUGAAAUCUCAUUGCAACACUCGUGCCAUCUUUUGCUCUGGCAACGUCUACAAAGUGUUUAUAAUUAUCAUAUUUGAUGUUUCAGAAGAAUAAAGUUUGAGCGUUUACAUCAUAAAAAGAACUUCUAUGAAAAAAUAUAAACAGUUGUAUUAUUUUGUAGUUUUGUAGUUUCUGUUUAAUUAAUUUCAAAGUGUUUUUUCUUCUCUACACUGGAAUGGAUUCUGUGAUAAUAAUUUACUAUUGACUUUGAUGAAGGUGUUGUAUAGAACUAUGAUUAUGCAUGCAUACAGACUGACAAUAAAUCAUUUAUUUUCAUUAAAA
Octopus bimaculoides (California two-spot octopus) is the source of this 2606-nucleotide messenger RNA. RefSeq names its product protein tyrosine phosphatase domain-containing protein 1. Gene Ontology annotation, biological process: protein dephosphorylation; cilium assembly. The record is from RefSeq and is a predicted model, not a curated record. Gene Ontology annotation, molecular function: protein tyrosine phosphatase activity. Lineage: Eukaryota; Metazoa; Mollusca; Cephalopoda; Octopoda; Octopodidae.